AUGAGACUCUCUGCCUUGAAUUGUCUUGCGUUCGUCGCUACCAGCAGUGCAAUUGUUCGAUUCCACUGCUCCCAACUUGUGACCGAAAGACUCGACCCAUUGAUCAGUCCAGGUCUAUCACCUUCUAGCCAUGUCCAUCAGAUUGUGGGCGGGGUUCGUAGAUGUUCCUGCACAUCCACAUACAAUUCUAAUUUCAACAGAAUUCAUUUAAUGCCACCAUGGAUCCCAAAAAAGAUAUGCCAGGCGAAUCGACUUGUACAAGUUGCCAGUUUAGCGAAGACUUUUCCAACUAUUGGACCGCAAUAUUGUAUUUCAGAGCCCAAAACGGAAGCUAUAAACGUGUGCCUCAGCUAGGAAAUAAUCAAUUCAGAACUGCAAAUGGUGGGCUUACCAUUUAUUAUAUGCAAGACGCGGUAAGAAAGGAAUAAUAGUCUGUUACUUUUACUAAUAAUAUAAGAUUUACGAUAAUGCUCAGAAGUCGCAUGUAACUGCUUUCCAACCGGUACGUGUUCAGUCUCCCAAAUCUCCACAACUCAGAACUAAUCCCCAUUCAGGGGUUCCGUAUGUUCAUCGGAGACAUCAUGGCAAGAACCUUACCAGAAGCAGCCCGCUUCCGCCAACUGACCUACACCUGCCUCGACACCUUCAACACCCGCCAACCAGAAUGGAUCAAAUUCCCUACACGAAGAUGCGCCGAAGGAAUCAUGACUUCCCUCCGCUUCCCAACCUGCUGGGACGGUAAAAAUCUCGAUAGUCCAGACCACAUGGCACACAUGUCCUAUCCCGAGACCGGAACUUUCGAAAGUGCAGGUCCUUGCCCAGCUUCUCACCCCGUCCGUACAGCCCAAGUCAUGUAUGAGGUAGUCUGGGAUACUAAACCUUUCAAUGAUCUGGACUGGCCUGCGGAUGGACGUAAUCCCUUUGUUUGGUCUUUUGGUGAUGCGACGGGGUAUGCGAAUCAUGCGGAUUAUGUUUUUGGGUGGAAGGGCGAUGCGUUGCAGAGGGUUUUGGAUACCCCGUGUAACUUCUAUACGAAUUGUAGCCAGGAGGCGCCGGCGAAGGCACAGUUGCAAUCGAUUGAGAAGAUGAAUGCUUGUACGCAGAAGGUUGUUGUUGAUGAGGAUAUUGAUGGAUGUAAGUCCUCUGUGUCUCAUUUUUUGGGGGCAAGGGCUGCGGACUAAUACUAAUCGAUCUUGCAGGGCUUCCUGAACUGCCUGGUGGAUAUCAUUCUCAAUAUGGUCCCACAAAUUUGUAA
Molecule: messenger RNA, 1255 nt
Organism: Hymenoscyphus albidus
Lineage: Eukaryota; Fungi; Ascomycota; Leotiomycetes; Helotiales; Helotiaceae
Source: the annotation of a GenBank genome assembly